GUCAGCUCUAACACAAACCGAAACAGAAGGUGGAGGCAUAGAAAUUUUUUCAUUUGCUCCUAUUUUGUGGACAAUUGUAUUUAAAUAAGCUGAAAACAAGGGAAUACACUCUAGAAACGUCACAGUUUUAUAUAUAAACACCCCCAUGAAUACGCAUACGCCGCGUAACAUGGACUCCCGCUAUGGACGGAGCUUUUCAGGGGGCAGCAAUAAUAACAGCAAUCAAUACAGACGCUACAGUCGUUCCCGUUCAAGAUCCCGUGAACGCAGUCGUGAACAUGCUGGUUACAGGCGACGUCAAUCUCGUUCCCGCAGUCGUGAUAGAUUUUCACACUAUCGACGUGAUGGUAGCACGGAACAGGAUUUAUAUAGAGAUCUAAUUGAUGAUGAUUAUAAAAAGGAAGGCAAUUAUAAUUCGCGGAACAACAAUUAUGAUCAUCGUCAACAUCGCCGAGACGAUAAUUAUGAUCGUCGUGACGAUAAUUAUGAUCGACGUGAUGAUAAUUAUGACAAUGAACGCGAUCAACGUUGGAAAAACUAUGACCGUGAGCCCAGAGAACGCAAUAUGGACUAUGACAGAGGCAACGAUCGUGGAAGUCGCAGCGGUGGUAGCAAUAACAUGAAUAACAACAAUCAGAACAAUGGGAAUGGCAACAAUCGAGAACGUCGUGAUUCGCGGCGCUAUUCCUCGGAUGAAGAUAGCUAUAUGAGCGAUGAUAGUCAAUAUCGUCGUAAACAUACGAGGACAAGCAAUGAGGCCCUCAACAUUAUAAUUAUAUUUGGACUAAAGAAGCAUGUUACGGAAGCGGAUAUUUGGGCUGCUUUAAUACAAGUGAAUAUGGAGCCAGCAUGUAUACGUGUGAUUAGGAAACAGCCAACAGGUGCAUCACGCGGUUUCGCAUUUGUCGAGUUUAAUACCGUUGAGGAAGCCAGACAUUGGAUGGAAAUAACUCAGGGUUCACUACAAUUGGGCGAUCAGCGAGUGUCCUUACAAUAUAGCCACAAGCGGGGAACCGAUUGGAAUUGCGUUAAGUGUGGUGCCUGCAAUUUUAAGAGACGCUUCUACUGCUUCAUGUGCAGCUCGUCACGUACGGAGAGCGAAGGCGUUGGCGAGGGGGCCGAUGAGAUAAGCCAUAUAUUAACAAAAAAGAUUAUGUUACGCAAUCUGGAUGCCUUGACCAAUGAGGAGGGCGUGCUGACUGCUCUGCAGAAAUUCGUGCCUCAGUUGGCUAAAACUGUCAGUAAAGUGCUCAUCAGUCGGGAUACAUUGACCCAAGCAUCGCGUGGCAUUUGUUAUCUUUACUUUGAGACACUCAUCGAUUCAAUGAAUGUGUACAAUGGAUUGACAGCCCUGGAUCCACCCUUAACCAUAGAUGAGAGGAAUGUUGGCAUUUCUUAUAGCAUUGACUUUGAGAAUCGUCAGAUUGGACCCAAGGAUGUGCCGACUGCUGCUAGUUCGGGGAAUUUGCCAUCUACUGGUAAUGUAGAUCUGUCAGCGGUUCCACCAUCAGGAGCUGGAGGCACAUAUACUCUAGCUGAUGUACCACGUCUGGCCGAGUAUAGUGCCUCUUUGUAUGCCUCGAAUCCUGCAGAGAAGGCCCAUUAUGUUCAGUACUAUAGAGACUACUAUACAUCUGAAAUUGCCAAAGGCAAUAUGGGCGAUUCCCAAUUAACAGAGGCCAAUUCUGGAGCAGCUGUGGCCUUGUCGGCUAUACAAAGGCAACAAAAAAAGCUAAACAGUAUUGAGACAACGGCCACAUCAGCAGCUUCAGCUGCAGCCCAGGCGGCAGCGGUGGCAAAAGCUUCAUUUGCUGCCACGACCAGCACCGCAGCAAAUCUCAAUACGCCCAAAGGCAACGAUGGCAAGAUUUAUCCCACACCGGAUGUUUCACGUUAUCAGUAUGAUGAGACUUCGGGUUACUAUUAUGAUCCAAGUACUGGACUGUAUUAUGAUGCACAUUCUCAAUAUUAUUACAAUAACGAGACGGGAGCUUAUUUAUAUUGGGAUCAGCGUCGAAGUACUUAUAUAUUGGCCACUCCUGCCUCCACACAGGCGGCACUGAAAGAGGUCUUAGCCCAAGAGCCACAGCCCGAGGCCCGAGAGGAUGACACCAAUGCAAAGAAGGAAAAAUCCAAGGACAAGGAAACGGGUUUCAAGCAUGAUAAGGUCAAGGUGGCAAAGAAAAUUGUCAAAGACAUGGAAAAAUGGGCCAAACAAUUAAAUCAGAAAAAGGACUACACGGUGGUGGCUACACCACAACCCAUUUUGGGUACAGCGGGCACAUCGAUACCAACUGAUGGGCCCAGCACUUCACGUGCAGCUGCCCAUAGUAGUGGUGGCUAUGCCGAUGUAGGCUUCUCCAUUUUGGAGAAGAAAGAAAGAGCUAAAUUGAGUGAUUUUGUGGCACCAACUGCUCCAGGUGGAAUGAAUAAAUUGGUGAAUGCAUAUGGCGGGGGUUCAGACUCGGAGGAGGAUAAUUCGUCAGCAAAUCAGGCCACUUCUGUUGGCGGAGGAGCUAAUGGACCAAUUGAUGAAAUGGAUUAUGUGGACUUUAAGAAACUUACUUGCCUAUUAUGCAAACGUGCUUUCCAAUCUCUGGACAUACUCCAGAAGCAUUUAAAAAUGUCGAAUUUGCACAAAGAGAACCUUGCCAAGUUGAAUCAGAACUCAGCGGGCAGUGGAGAUGAUGCAGCUGGAGGAGGAUUAUCCUAUCGUGAUCGGGCCAAGGAACGUCGACUAAAGUAUGGUGAAAGUGAUCCUCCACCACCCAAUCGAAGUCGGGAGCGCUUUGAAAUCGAGAUGAAGCAAAUGCAGACACGUCAAAAGGAUAAUAAUCCAGCUCCUGCCAUGCCCAUCAGUUCUAGCAAUGUGGGCAGUCGUCUUUUACAGAAGAUGGGUUGGUCUGAGGGUCAAGGCUUGGGACGUAAGAACCAAGGACGUACCCAGAUCAUUGAGGCCGAGGCACGCUCCAACAACGUUGGCCUGGGCAAUAAGGCUGGCCAGUUCGCACCUGGCAAUGAUUACAAAACUUACAUCAAGAAAAUGAUGAAACAACGCUAUGAAAAUGCUUGAACUUAAAUAAUUAAUUCGUUUUUUUUUAUUUAUUUCUAAUCUUUUUAUUAAUAUUUUUGUUUUGCAUUGUGUAGGGAAACUGAAUCGUUACCUCAACUUUUCAUACAUACGCCUAAUUGUCAUUACGCUCAUUUACACACUAGCUAAAAUUAGUAAAAUAAUGUAUAUAAUAAAGAUAUAUGUAUAAAAACA
Drosophila willistoni is the source of this 3265-nucleotide messenger RNA. Its product is annotated as RNA-binding protein 5-A. Gene Ontology annotation, biological process: mRNA splicing, via spliceosome. The record is from RefSeq and is a predicted model, not a curated record. Gene Ontology annotation, molecular function: RNA binding. Lineage: Eukaryota; Metazoa; Arthropoda; Insecta; Diptera; Drosophilidae. The transcript is spliced from 13 exons. Gene Ontology annotation, cellular component: nucleus. The coding region runs from base 146 to 3073 and encodes 975 amino acids.